AUGCGCUAUGCCUCUGACUGCGGUCAUGGGAACGUCAUUCCGCUCUCCCCUGCUCGGCGGCUGCAGCAGCGUGUCCGCAGCGCCCUCUGCCGGACACUUGGAGAAAUCAUAACUGCCGCCAAUCCCCUCUGCGGGGUGUGUAGGGGCGUCAAGCCGUGCUCCCCAGCCCCCUUUGUCACUCGGGAGAAUGCAAUGCAGCUCCCCCACCGCGAUGUGGAGAUUGUGAGGUCUGGCUCCAGCCAACGGAGAUCAGACACAGGAGUAAGGACGACCCCAGAUAUCCCACGCGCCACUGCAUCCCGCGCCCAGCGCCUACGUCCCGCCACCGUCGCCACCGUGCCCAAGAGAAAGGCUGAAGGGGAUGCUGAAGGAGACAAAGCCAAGGUGAAGGACGAACCACAGAGAAGAUCCGAGAGGUUGUCUGCUAAACCUGCUCUUCCAAAGCCAGAGCCCAAGCCUAAAAAGGCCCUUGCAAAGAAAGGAGAGAAGGUACCCAAAGGGAAAAAGGGAAAAGCUGAUGCUGGCAAGGAAGGGAAUAACCCUGCAGAAAAUGGAGAGGCCAAAACAGACCGGGCACAGAAGGCCGACGGUGCUGGAGAUGCCAAGUGAAGGGUGUGUAUUUUUGAUAACUGUGUACUUCUGGUGACUGUACAGUUUGAAAUACUAUUUUUUAUCAAGUUUUAUAAAAAUGCAGAAUUUUGUUUAACUUUUUUUUUUUUAAGCUAUGUUGUUAGCACACAGAACACUUCAUUGUUGUUUUGGGGGAAGGGGUAUAUGUCACUAAUAGAAUGUCUCCAAAGCUGGAUUGAUGUGGGGAAACGCCUUAUCCUUCCAGUUUUGAGAGACUUCCUCUUGGCUCCCAGGAGGAGGGAUUCCCUGACUUUGACACACAUGGACCCCUUGGCACACAAAAGCCUUGUGGUAUGGAAAAACAAAUUCAUUUUUAUGUCCUCUUCUCCCUUUCCGUCUUUCAGCAUAGACUUAGCUCCCUUAAGCCCAGACAUCUGUUGGGACCUGACCCCCCAGUCAUUGGUUACCAGUGGGUCAGGCAAUCUGGACUUGCCAGUGAUGCCACUGAGAUGGCACCUGUCAAAAGAGCAGUGAUUCCAUUUCUAGAUUGUGGCUCUUCAGAUAAAUUCUGCCAUUUUCAUUUCACUUCCUGAAAGUCAGGGUCGGCUCAUGAAAAGUUGUUAAACAACAUGCUAAAUGUGAAAUGUCAACCUUCACUCUAAACUUUCCCUGUUCAGAGCAUCAGAUGAAGAUUUCAUUGGGUUUUAUAGUGGCUUUCUGAUUUUUGGUAGUCUAUCAAAGAAGGGAGUUUGAAAGUUGUUGUAUACUGUUAACGAUUGUCUGCCCAUGUCCUGCCUGAAAUACCAUGAUUGUUUAUGGAAAGUAUCUUUAAUAAAGGUGGAUACAGUUUGGCUUGGAAAAAA
Cebus imitator (Panamanian white-faced capuchin) is the source of this 1433-nucleotide messenger RNA. RefSeq lists its product as uncharacterized. Bases 1 to 609 code for a protein of 202 amino acids. Gene Ontology annotation, cellular component: chromatin; nucleus. NCBI's taxonomy places the organism in Eukaryota, Metazoa, Chordata, Mammalia, Primates, Cebidae. Gene Ontology annotation, molecular function: nucleosomal DNA binding. The record is from RefSeq and is a predicted model, not a curated record. Gene Ontology annotation, biological process: chromatin organization. The transcript has 3 exons.